AUGUCUCCUUCAAGUAAGAAGCAUGUCUUGGUAGGGUUGCUUGGCGUGGGGAGGAAGUUACAAAAAGAUUUCAAUCGCCUUGCUGAAGAUGCAGAUACAUCCACUUUAAAGGGUCUCAGCUAUGUUUUAAACGAGGCAACAUUGGCUUUGUUGAGGCAUCCGGACUAUUGCAUUGCUUGUCAUUCAUCAGUGGAUGUCGAGUGUAAAGAAGAAGAGGGAGAGAAGCUAUUUAAUCAACUCUCCAUUGAAGAACGGAGAAAGGUCGACGAGGAGACAGUUGUGAAUGUGGAUAGCAUUAAGAGAAAUGUCUCGAAAUUUCGGACAGCUAGUGCACGUGGUCUCCCCGGCCAGUACUGA
Messenger RNA from Microthlaspi erraticum, 357 nucleotides. NCBI's taxonomy places the organism in Eukaryota, Viridiplantae, Streptophyta, Magnoliopsida, Brassicales, Brassicaceae. The record is from the annotation of a GenBank genome assembly.